Molecule: messenger RNA, 2194 nt
Organism: Candoia aspera
Lineage: Eukaryota; Metazoa; Chordata; Lepidosauria; Squamata; Candoiidae
Gene: STK39
Product: serine/threonine kinase 39
Exons: 18
Coding region: 183-1754 (523 amino acids)
Biological process (GO): protein phosphorylation
Cellular component (GO): cytoplasm
Molecular function (GO): ATP binding; protein serine/threonine kinase activity
Source: RefSeq, a predicted model, not a curated record
AGCUUCUCCUACCUCAGCCUCCGCCCCCUUGGUGCGCUCCCUCCCUCGCCGUGUGGCUGGCUGGCAGGAAGGAUGGGAGAGAGGGAGGGAGUGAAUGAGCGAGCGAGCUGCAGAUGAGGGUUAAAGGUGCUGCUGGCUGGGAAGUUUGAAGAAGGUCGCCGCUUGUGAGCUCCAGCAGCAUCAUGGCGGAGCAGCGCGACUCGCCUGUUCACGUCCAGCAGCCCCAGCCGGCGCCGCUUGCACCGCCCCCGACUCCUACUCCCGCACCUCAAGCUGUCGGUUGGCCCAUUUGCCGGGACGCCUAUGAACUGCAGGAGGUGAUCGGCAGUGGUGCUACCGCCGUGGUCCAAGCAGCGCUCUGCAAACCCAGGCAGGAACGUGUAGCAAUAAAAAGAAUCAACUUGGAAAAAUGCCAGACCAGUAUGGAUGAAUUGCUUAAAGAAAUCCAAGCCAUGAGUCAAUGCAGCCAUCCCAACGUAGUUACGUAUUACACAUCUUUUGUGGUCAAGGAUGAGCUUUGGUUGGUUAUGAAACUACUAAGUGGAGGCUCUAUGCUGGAUAUAAUAAAAUAUGUAGUGAACAGAGGAGAACACAAGAGUGGUGUCCUUGAGGAAUCAAUAAUAGCAACAAUUCUGAAAGAAGUUUUGGAAGGCUUAGACUAUCUACACAGAAAUGGGCAAAUCCACAGGGAUUUAAAAGCUGGUAAUAUUCUUCUGGGUGAGGAUGGCUCUGUACAAAUAGCAGACUUCGGAGUUAGUGCAUUUUUAGCCACAGGAGGUGAUGUAACCCGUAACAAAGUAAGAAAGACGUUUGUUGGUACUCCAUGUUGGAUGGCUCCUGAAGUCAUGGAACAGGUGAGAGGCUAUGACUUCAAGGCUGACAUCUGGAGCUUUGGAAUAACAGCCAUUGAAUUAGCCACGGGAGCAGCACCUUACCACAAAUAUCCUCCAAUGAAAGUAUUAAUGCUGACCUUGCAGAAUGAUCCUCCAACGCUGGAAACAGGAGUAGAAGAUAAAGAAAUGACAAAGAAAUAUGGCAAGUCCUUUAGAAAACUAAUUUCGUUGUGUCUUCAGAAAGACCCUUCUAAAAGGCCUACAGCAGCAGAACUUUUAAAAUGCAAAUUCUUCCAAAAAGCAAAGACUAGAGAAUACUUGAUUGAAAAACUGCUUACAAAAACACCUGAUAUAGCACAGAGGGCAAAAAAGGUUAGAAGAGUACCAGGUUCUAGUGGACAUCUCCAUAAGACAGAAGAUGGGGACUGGGAAUGGAGUGAUGAUGAAAUGGAUGAGAAGAGUGAAGAAGGCAAGGCCGCUUUUUCCCAAGAGAAGUCACGAAGAGUAAAAGAAGAGGAAGAUGCAGAGAUUUCCAUGUAUUCCAGCAAUAUCCCUGACCAAAUACAGAACCUGUCUAUAAAAGGUUCUCAGACACGAUCUGCUGUUACAAAUGAAUAUAGCGCUGUUCCAUGUGCUGUGAAUCUUGUUUUACGACUAAGGAAUUCCAGAAAGGAACUUAAUGACAUACGAUUUGAGUUUACUCCAGGCAGAGACACGGCAGAUGGUGUAUCUCAAGAGCUGUUCUCUGCAGGCCUGGUUGAUGGCCACGAUGUAGUUAUAGUUGCUGCUAAUUUACAAAAAAUAGUAGAUGACCCCAGGGCCUUGAAAACAUUAACCUUUAAGCUGGCUUCUGGUUGUGAUGGUACUGAAAUUCCUGAUGAGGUAAAACUGAUUGGGUUUGCCCAGUUAAGCGUCAGCUGAUGCCAGCGCCCCUGACCCCCAGCAAAAGGGCGUGAUUGCAAAGAGGCCAGCUUUACAUUGUGAAGGAAAUUUUUCAAGCACCACACGUGGAGUUCCGCUUCAUCCAGUAGCACCUCACCAGGUUGGAACGAGCGAACGCCCAUGGCUCCACCGCUCCUGCUAACAUCCCAGAAGCUACCAAAUGCUGCUCCAGCAACUGGGCUGGGUUUCCCUGACAUGAGAACAGAUGGACUGGAAAUGCGCUCGAGUGGCUGUCUCCAUUGGUUACAAAAAGAAUUUUCUGUCAGAGCUAUUUCUUCUUUAAUUAAAACGGAACCGUGAUUGUUUUAGUGGAUAAUUCUGAUUCGUUGGUUGUAUGUAGAAUGAGCAUAAUUAUAAAUGCUAGGGUUUAUUAGCCAAACUUGAAUUCCUGAUUUAAAACCAACUGUGAAUUUUUCUGU